AUGCCACCCAAAAAGAGGACGCAAGCAAAAUCUGAUGCAGCAGCGGAUGCUCCUCCCGAGCACAUGGAGGCUUCUGAAAUCGCAACAGAUGCUCCAGCACCAGUCGAGACCGCAUUGGCUAACGACGGUAACCCUGCAGCAGUGUUUGCGCAGCUGCAGGAAGCCGUAGAGGGAGACGCAACGAAAAUUAAUAAUCACCUGGGCGCUCUGCUGAGCCUUGUGCAGGCUGCUGAAAAUACUCAAACGUCCAUUUUUCUACGAGUGCGUUUCUUAGAGUUGAUCGCCAAGCACGUGGUGCAUAUUCGGGACAACAAUGCGCUCAAAAAAAUUGUCACAUCUCUUGUUAAAAUUAUUGGCGGAGACGACAACACACCACAGCUGCUGGUGGCCGCGUUGCAGUGCUUCAGUGGACUCGGUCCCGUUUCGAUGCUCGAAAAACAGUGGGAAUACCUCUCUCGUGAAGGCGCGGAUAUUCUCAUGCAGGUUAUAAUCGACAAGGAGGCUUUUCCAGAGUCAGUACGCCAGGCCGCACGCAAGUCACUGGAUGAUCUUACCGAAAGUGCGUUCUGCCCAGUGGUGACGAAGCUCAUGCAUUGGCUCAGUGAUGAUCGUGAAGAUGAUGAUGAGGAGCAGCUUUUCAAGGAACGACACAUGGCACUUUCCGUCCUCAACCGUGUUUCGCGUAUGCAGUCGCUGAAGUCUCAGUGGACGGAGGAAGUUCAGGAGCUUGUAUAUCACCUAAUCCUACGCAUCUUCGACGUCGUGAACGUGCGUGAGUUCACGCAGCUGGCCCGCAUAGCUGCGCACCUGCCCAUCAUUGUCGCGAGGGGCGGGGGUAAUUUUGUAUUAAAGUCGUACCUGUCUAACCACAAAAUCGACAGCGAUCGUCAGCUCGAGGCGGUCGUUAUUCUCGGCCGUUUUGUGCAGAUGAGGGAUCAAAGUGAUGAGCUUGAUUUGACCCCUGCUUUGGAGGCUGUCGGCCUUCUGGCCCAUGAAAUUGACACUGUGAGCGAACGUGGGUAUUUGACUGCACGUAUGGUACUUUUGAGUGCACGACUGGCUGGCUCCGAGGCCGCUGAAAAGCUCCUUCCAUAUAUCUUUCAUAAUUUGAUGCACUUGCUGGGCGGGGACGGCACAUCGAUGCCUGAAAACAUUUCCACACUAGAAGCUAUGUUGUUUGCCAUGGUCGCGAUUGCUCGUAAAAAGCCCCGGGAAGUCCUUCAGAAAAUACACAAUGAAAAUUUUAACGCAGCUAUGAACAACCUUAUGAAAGCAGUGACAUCAUUAGAAAAUCAGGCACUUUUUUCUGUAAAGAAGUUGAUGAUGAGAGGGGAAGCCAAAGAUGCGGAUGCGGAGACUCUGGCAUGCUUGCACAACAUCUGUGUAAUUGCAGGUAGCAUUGCCUCCAAACAUUUACCCCUAAGCGAACUCAAGGAAAGUUGGUCCGAAAAGCAAAGCUUACCGGUUUUGAAGAACAUAAAAGCGGUGGGGGGCAGCACUGCUCCGCUUCCACCACCACCCGGAACCGCUGCGUCGGCAUCUGGCUUUCGAAAACCGCGCAAUGGUCUCCAAAAGCGUCAGCGUGUGCAAAUGGGUCGCAGCACAUCAAACGGGGGAAGGAUACACUCUCGUCGAUAG
Molecule: messenger RNA, 1638 nt
Organism: Phytomonas sp. EM1
Lineage: Eukaryota; Euglenozoa; Kinetoplastea; Trypanosomatida; Trypanosomatidae
Source: the annotation of a GenBank genome assembly